Molecule: messenger RNA, 761 nt
Organism: Agrilus planipennis (emerald ash borer)
Lineage: Eukaryota; Metazoa; Arthropoda; Insecta; Coleoptera; Buprestidae
Exons: 2
Coding region: 197-595 (132 amino acids)
Source: RefSeq, a predicted model, not a curated record
UUGUGAUUCGGUAUUGUGUUAGUUAAUUUACCAUGACUGAUUAUCACAUAAACACUCCUGGUAUUAUGUGUAGUCAAGUGUAAAUAUUAUCACCUUAUCUGUUAACAAACUUGCGGAUAUUUAUUCGCAGAAUGUUUAACCUUUGACGACGUCGUUUAAAAUAUAAAAUAACGAAUAACGACGUUUUGCGUAAAAUAUGGACAAAUCAACGGAACGACGUCGAACACUUAUUUUCAUCACGAUUGUGAUUUUGUUUGUUCUGACUAUAGUUUUAACUGCUCUGUUUGUUUUGUUCCUCGUUGAAGAGGGGACACAGCAAAUUAUUCUUUUAAUUUUGUUGGGAUUGAUGAUACUAGUUGGUAUUUUGGCUUGUGCGGUUAUAGAAGCGCACAGGAGAAAAGCGGCCGUCAGAAAAGAACAAAGUGCGCACUUAUGGAUUCAGCGCACCUUUCAUGAGCAAAGGGAACAAUAUAAUCCUUCUGCCCCGCCCAUGAGCGCACGAACGUCUUGGGCUUUAACUUCCCCUUGGAAAUCCCACAGAGAAACCUCUUUACCUCCUUAUUCACCCCCACAUUCCCCCAGAAACAACAGAUAAAUAAUUCUAUAGCGAAAUAUUUGUAAAUUGUACUUAAUAAUAGUAGACAUGUGAUUUUUUUUACCUUAUAUAAAUAUUACUACUGAAAACGUAAACGCGAUAGUCAAAAAAGUCAUUAGCAGUUAAAUUAAUUGCUUUAAAAAUUAAUUAAACUAUUUCUAGUUGA